Molecule: messenger RNA, 476 nt
Organism: Armigeres subalbatus
Lineage: Eukaryota; Metazoa; Arthropoda; Insecta; Diptera; Culicidae
Exons: 2
Coding region: 97-435 (112 amino acids)
Source: RefSeq, a predicted model, not a curated record
GAAGAAUUUAUAUAAAAUAGACCACUGACAAUAGGUCUGCAUCAGUCAACCAGCAGUGUUUUCGAAGAUCGAACCAACCACAUUCACCGCGCUACAAUGAAGUUCACCAUUUCCAUCAUUGCAAUGACUAUGGCUAUCGUCGUCAAUGCAUCACCCGAUCCAUACGUUCAAGAUGUUGUGUCGUACUCCAGCCCAUGGCCCCUGAAGACCAGCACAGUUUGGCCCGCAUACGGCGGAUUGUAUGAUGGUAAGGUAGCUGUGGUUCCAGAUGUUGCCUACGGAAAAUACUCCUACCCGAACGUGUAUGGAAGUUGGCCUGUAUAUGGAAAGAACUGGGGAUACUCUUCGCCAGUUGUUGCCAAGGUAGUGGACAAUGGACUGUGGAAUUAUGGUGGUUAUGGGUAUGGCUUCGGACAGAAAAAGUACUGGCUGUAAACCUAGGUCAAAUUUAGUACUGUCUAUGACGAAAUAAAUAA